CAGUUAUCAAUGAUGGCGGAAUAUUGAUGACAUUAAACCAGAUAUUCUUACAAAUAUGACUAUUUCUUGAACAAGCUGGCAAAAUAAUAACUUUGUUGGACGUUUUUAAUCAUCUUCAUAGUAGUAGUUGUCGGUUUCACAAAAGCAAAGGGUUUAAAAUGUCGGAAAUGCGUGUUUUGCAUCAACGGAUAAACUCUGUCAUUAUGGACAUACUAGCCUCCGCUGCGGUUACAGAGAUUUGUAAGUUAGUAGAAGAUUGUUGUGGAGCAUUACGUGCAGAAGUCUCUCAGAGCAAAGAGCAAAUCAAAAUACUACAGAAGCAACUCAGCCUGGCUGAGUCGAGUUACGGGUCGGUGAGUUGCAAAGGUCAGACGCCUGUCAGCAGCGGCUCACCGAUAAAUAACAGUAUUUCGGGCAAUUCUCCCGCGGCCAAUGAAGAUGAUGCGGACGACACUCACGAUGACGAAGAUUUCCAGCAGUUCAUUGUCUAUGAAGAGGAGCUUUCCCCUGAGCAGCAGCAUUAUAAGCAGGAGUGGAGCCCCAGUCUGGGGAAAGAUGACUGGAACCCCAUACAGAUUAAAGAGGAACAGAAGGAAUUCAGUAUCAUCCAGGAGGAGGAAGACUCUGUAUUCACUCCUGCCUGGGUGAAAAGUGACUAUGAUCAGUACUCAACUCAGUCCUCACAAACCCAAAGUGAAAAAGACAUAAUGGACUCGACUGAACAGAUCAAAAGAGAACCUAAGGAAGAUGAUUCAUGGACAGAAAAAGGACAAAGCUCAAAGGGUAGAAAAUCCAUGGAUCCGAAAUCACCAGUGGAAAGGAGAGACACAGAAGUGCAACCAUUUUGCUGUAGUGAUUGUGGGGAACGUUUCACUCAGAUGGGAGAACUGGAUGCUCAUAGGAAGGCUCACACAGCAGAGAAACAGCAUCGCUGUGGUGAAUGUGGCAAAUGUUUUACUCAAGUUGGGUAUCUGAACUAUCACAGAAAGACGCACACAGGGGAGAAACCUCAUCGCUGUCAUGAUUGUGGCAAAUGUUUCUUUCGAGUUGGUGAUCUGACACUUCAUUUGAGGAUUCACACAGGGGAAAAACCGCUUUGCUGCCAGGUCUGUGGCAAAUGUUUUGCUCGUCCUAGUAAUCUGAGGUCUCACAUUAGAAUUCACACAGAGAAAUCUUACAGCUGUCAUUAUUGUGGCAAAUAUUUUCGUCAUAAAGGUAAUCUGACAGCGCAUAUGAGGAUUCACACAAGGGGAAGUAAUAUUGUCGCUAUAGUAGCAGAUCUUUCACCACUGGCGAUAAUCACAUGAGCGAUUUUUAAAGUAUAUUGCUGUCAGGAUUGUUGUAAAUGUUUCACUAAUUGUAUGUAGGAGACCGAGGUGAGGAACCACAUGCUACCAUGACUUAAUAUUUCAUAAUCUUAGGUCUUCUGAGAUCUCUUUUGUUCGAGGCAUGGUUCACAUCAGGCAAUGCUUCAUGUGAAUAGCAAACUCGCAUUUUGUGAGUUUUUAAAAAUGUAUUUCAGGGCAGCUCUAACCAACAUCUCAAAUCUCGUCUCAUUGAUUGGACGGCAGGUUAGUUGAGUCCUGACUCCAAUUAGAUUUUGGAGAAGUCAUUAGCCUAGUGGUUCACAUACUUUCCCCAACCUAUACCGUGAAUGUUUAGAAUAAUAUAUUCAAUAUAUAAAUAAAAAUACAAUUUGUGUUAUUAGUUUAA
Molecule: messenger RNA, 1713 nt
Organism: Oncorhynchus nerka (sockeye salmon)
Lineage: Eukaryota; Metazoa; Chordata; Actinopteri; Salmoniformes; Salmonidae
Product: zinc finger protein 32-like
Exons: 2
Coding region: 159-1307 (382 amino acids)
Biological process (GO): regulation of transcription by RNA polymerase II
Cellular component (GO): PcG protein complex; transcription regulator complex; chromatin
Molecular function (GO): RNA polymerase II cis-regulatory region sequence-specific DNA binding; DNA-binding transcription factor activity, RNA polymerase II-specific
Source: RefSeq, a predicted model, not a curated record